Caenorhabditis angaria is the source of this 1112-nucleotide messenger RNA. Lineage: Eukaryota; Metazoa; Nematoda; Chromadorea; Rhabditida; Rhabditidae. The record is from the annotation of a GenBank genome assembly.
AUGCCAGAAGCUUUGAUCAACGACAACAAUAACAAGGUUUGUUUUGAAAAAUUUUCUAUAAAAAUAUUAAAUCAAGAAUUGUUUCAGUUUUCUCGAAUUUCAAGUGAUGCCACUGAAUUGGAAUUCAAUUGCGUGUUCUCCGAAUUGAAAACUUGGGAUGGAAGUCGAAGGGAAAGUGAGAUUAUUGAAGUGGAUGGAGAUUUGAAAUUGAAAUGGUGAUAACAUUUUUGCCCUGAAAAUUCACAAAAAUAGUGUUUUCUUUAGGAAAAUUUCAAUCUACAAAACCAUCAAAGACGGAGAAAUCUAUUUGUCAUGCGAAGUCGAACUUUUGCCCGAAUCCUUCACAAAUCAAGCAUGGUUAUUGAGCAUACAAGAUCAGACUUUUGUCAUUUUUCGCAAUGAAGAAGAUGUCGAUCCUAAUUUGGACGAAAAAGAUGAAUAUGGUGAAGUGGGAAAUUAUAGAAUGGGCGAGGAUAAAAAUUGGAAUUAUACAGCAAAUCAUAAUAUUUGCAAGUAUUUUGCGAUGAGAAAAUGGAGCGUUUUUUCGCAUAUGGAAUAUUUUCGAGCACAAAUUUUGGCUGAUUAUAAGUUUUAUGAUUUUUCGGAAAUUGUUCCGGAUUAUACUGAUCUUACACUUCGAGUGGAGGAUAUUGAUUUUCAUGUUAAUAAAGGGGUUGGUUUGGUUUUAAAGGGUUGGUCCUCCGCCAAGGAAUCUUGCUUGGUUUAGAUAAGAAUAAGGUGCUCCUGGAAGGUUCCAGUUUUAGAAAAAAUUCUAGUAUCAAUUCAGCCCAUGUUUUCCUCAAAAACACAAGCGAGUUAAAACCUACGAAAUAAAGCAUGUAAAUGCGCUCUAGCGCACAACUUGUUUUUGAAUUUUUGUGUGUGUGUUUGCACACAACUUUGAAAAUAACACGGUGACGCCUUUUUGCAGACGAUUUUUUCACCAGGAAAGCACCAACCCUUUAAGCUUCAAAAUAGAAGAAAUAAAAUAAAAAUUUCAGCUUCUCGCAUCUUUUUCGCAAUACUUCUACGAAUUGUUUUUCAUUGAGAAAUGCACGGAAAAUACUGUUCGUUUUUCAGCGAAGGAAACGCGCUCCAACUACAUACCGUAG